Messenger RNA from Carassius auratus (goldfish), 6876 nucleotides. RefSeq names its product nidogen 2a (osteonidogen) (gene nid2a). The coding region runs from base 91 to 6600 and encodes 2169 amino acids. Lineage: Eukaryota; Metazoa; Chordata; Actinopteri; Cypriniformes; Cyprinidae. Gene Ontology annotation, molecular function: calcium ion binding. Gene Ontology annotation, biological process: cell-matrix adhesion. The transcript has 32 exons. The record is from RefSeq and is a predicted model, not a curated record. Gene Ontology annotation, cellular component: basement membrane.
UCUUCUCAUCAGCGCGCACUCACUCAACUCAUUCAAACUCAGCGUGUGCCGCGUGAAUACGAGCUGCAUGUGUGCCAACUGUUGAGUAAAAUGACCUGGGACAAAAUAGCAGUCUUCUUUUUACAACUUUCAUGGACAGUCCUGCAUGUCACAGCCAUUCACAGACAUGACAUCUAUCCAUAUGGGGUGUUUUACGGCGAUGCUACUCUGCAAGCAGGGGACGAUGAGACCUCUAAAGUGAUCACGCUCACCAAACCUAUGUACUUCUAUGAGACGUCCUUCAAUAACUUAUAUGUGGCCACCAAUGGAAUCAUCUCAACUCAGGAUCUUCCCAUGGAGAAGCAGUAUGUAGAUGACGGCUUCCCCACCGACUUCCCCGUCAUCGCCCCCUUCCUGGCUGACAUUGACACCAGCAAAGGAAAAGGAUCCAUCUUCUACCGGCAGACGGAGUCUCCUACUGUUCUGAAGCGGGCGGAAGCGGAUGUCAAGAAAGGCUUUCCAGAUACCACGUUCACACCAACCCAUGCCUUCAUUGCAACCUGGGAGAAUGUGUCCGCUUACGACGAGGUCACCCGUAGCUCUAGACCAUCCAAUCGGGUAAACACAUUCCAAGUGGUGCUUGCGUACAACGAGAGGGAUACUUACGCACUCUUCCUAUACCCUGAGGAUGGCCUGCAGUUUUUUGGGACACGGCCCAAGGAAUCUUACAAUGUCGAAAUUGAGCUUCCAGCUCGAGUGGGCUUCACCAGAGGAGAACUGUCCUUCCUCUUCUUUUCCCGGACAGAGGGGCCAUACUACAGCGUCACCAGCGAUGAGCAGUCCGUCAAAAACCUUUACCAAAAAGGAAACAUAGGAGAGCGUGGAGUUUGGCUCUUUCACAUUGGAAACAGAUAUUCCUUCCAGAAUGUCGUUCCUGCACAGCAUGAGGCUGUUUUCACCAAAGCUCCCCCAGUCCUGGAUGCUGUGAUCCCUGAUGAAGACUACACAGACAACGAUGAGGAAGAGUAUGAUCUCAUCGAUCCGGACUUCCAAGAUCCCACCACAUCGGAGUAUCUUGAGCCAGAGCAAGACUCCUCAAUACUGGAACGUCUCAACCAGGAGGUGCCCCUUGGUCAGUCUCCUCCUCAGCUCUCAGAGUCAGGUCCAGGCGAGUUUCCUCAGCCGGAUCACCAUAAUCUUCCCCCGGAGGACGUGACCCAGCCCCAGCGGCCAUUACCAAAACACGCGAUCCUGCAGGUGUACCCAAACAGUGUGAAGGAUGUCCCACCUUCUGGUGGUCAAGUGUUCAGUAUUGAGGAGAAAGUGAACUUUGACUCUGGAGUGAUCCAUUACUCAACCGAUAAUAAAGAGACAUGUGAGCGCUUCCAGCAGCAGUGCAGUCAGAACGCACACUGCACAGACUAUUCCACCGGCUUCUGCUGUCACUGCAACUCAGGAUUCUACGGCAAUGGCCGUCACUGCCUGCCAAACGGUGCUCCUCACCGUGUGAAUGGAAAGGUCAGAGGGACUGUACUGGUGGGUGGCACAGCAGUACAGCUGGAUAGUAUCGACCUACAUGCCUACAUCGUGGUGGGUGACGGACGAGCGUACACUGCCAUCAGUGAGGUCCCAGAGCCGGUGGGUUGGGCCCUCAUGCCCGUGGCACCCAUUGGAGGUCUCUUUGGUUGGCUCUUCGCCCUGGAGCUGCCAGACAGCCUUAAUGGCUUCAGUAUCACCGGUGCUGAAUUCACUCGCUAUGCCGAUGUAACCUUCUAUCCCGGUAACCAGCGUCUCAGCAUCGUCCAGACAGCUACGGGUUUGGAUACCCAGAACUACCUCAAUGUGGACACUCAUUUACAGGGCAGCGUUCCCUUCAUCCCUCCUGGUGCCACGGUGCAGAUGGAGCCAUUUAAGGACACCUACCAUUAUUAUCCUUCAUUGAUUACCUCCACAUCCGUGCGUGAGUUUACAGUCACGUCAACUGAAAAUGGAGCAGAGACCCACACUUUCCAGGUCAAACAGAACAUCACAUACAGAGACUGCACUCACGGGCCCCGCAGCCCACUGGAGACGCUGGAACUGAGAAUGGAGCGCAUAUUUGUUAUGUACGUCAAAGAAGAGCGCAUCCUUCGAUAUGCCAUCACCAACAAGAUCGGCCCUCUUGGAGCUGGAGACCCAGAGCCAGAAGAUGUAAAUCCCUGUUACUCUGGAAAUCAUGACUGUGACACAACUGCUCAGUGCGUGCCUGGCGAGGGACAGCUGUUUUCGUGCCAAUGCGCCACAGGUUACAGAGGCGACGGUCGCAACUGUUAUGAUGUGGAUGAGUGUGCAGAAGGUCUGAGCUCCUGUGGUGCUCAUUCGUACUGUGUGAACCUGCCUGGAAGCCAUCGCUGUCAGUGUGAGAGCGGAUUUGAGUUUGGAUUUGACGGUCGGACAUGUCAGGAUGUGGACGAGUGCCGUGACCAGCCGUGCCACACCCAGGCCUUGUGCUCAAACAGUCCGGGAUCUUUCCACUGCCAGUGCCAACCGGGAUACCACGGAGAUGGUUUCCAGUGCCACCAUACAAAUGGUCGCCCCAAGACCCAGUGUGAGCAGCACAGAGACAGUGUUCGUAGCAGAGAUGGUGAUGUUCCUCUGACAGGAGCCUUCAUCCCUCAGUGUGAUGAGGAGGGUCAGUACAGGUCCCAGCAGUGCCACGGGUCCACAGGCCACUGCUGGUGUGUGGACAGUAGAGGACAGGAGAGAGCGGGAACCAGAACUCCACCUGGAGCCCCAGUAAUAAAUUGUGAUGAGCCUGAGCGUCCCAAGACCCAGUGUGAGCAGCACAGAGACAGUGUCCGUAGCAGAGAUGGUGAUGUUCCUCUGACAGGAGCCUUCAUCCCUCAGUGUGAUGAGGAGGGUCAGUACAGGUCCCAGCAGUGCCACGGGUCCACAGGUCACUGCUGGUGUGUGGACAGUAGAGGACAGGAGAGAGCGGGAACCAGAACUCCACCUGGAGCCCCAGCAAUAAACUGUGAUGAGCCUGUUCGUCCCAAGACCCAGUGUGAGCAGCACAGAGACAGUGUUCGUAGCAGAGAUGGUAAUGUUCCUCUGACAGGAGCCUUCAUCCCUCAGUGUGAUGAGGAGGGUCAGUACAGGUCCCAGCAGUGCCACGGGUCCACAGGUCACUGCUGGUGUGUGGACAGUAGAGGACAGGAGAGAGCGGGAACCAGAACUCCACCUGGAGCCCCAGUAAUAAAUUGUGAUGAGGCUGAGCGUCCCAAGACCCAGUGUGAGCAGCACAGAGACAGUCUUCGUAGCACAGAUGGUGAUGUUCCUCUGAUAGGAGCCUUCAUCCCUCAGUGUGAUGAGGAGGGUCAGUACAGGUCCCAGCAGUGCCAUGGGUCCACAGGUCACUGCUGGUGUGUGGACAGUAGAGGACAGGAGAGAGCGGGAACCAGAACUCCACCUGGAGCUCCAGCAAUAAACUGUGAUGAGCCUGAGCGUCCCAAGACCCAGUGUGAGCAGCACAGAGACAGUCUUCGUAGCAGAGAUGGUGAUGUUCCUCUGAUAGGAGCCUUCAUCCCUCAGUGUGAUGAGGAGGGUCAGUACAGGUCCCAGCAGUGCCACGGGUCCACAGGUCACUGCUGGUGUGUGGACAGUAGAGGACAGGAGAGAGCGGGAACCAGAACUCCACCUGGAGCUCCAGCAAUAAACUGUGAUGAGCCUGAGCGUCCCAAGACCCAGUGUGAGCAGCACAGAGACAGUCUUCGUAGCAGAGAUGGUGAUGUUCCUCUGACAGGAGCCUUCAUCCCUCAGUGUGAUGAGGAGGGUCAGUACAGGUCCCAGCAGUGCCACGGGUCCACAGGCCACUGCUGGUGUGUGGACAAUAGAGGACAGGAGAGAGCGGGAACCAGAACUCCACCUGGAGCCCCAGCAAUAAACUGUGAUGAGCCUGAGCGUCCCAAGACCAAGUGUGAGCAGCACAGAGACAGUCUUCGUAGCAGAGAUGGUGAUGUUCCUCUGAUAGGAGCCUUCAUCCCUCAGUGUGAUGAGGAGGGUCAGUACAGGUCCCAGCAGUGCCACGGGUCCACAGGUCACUGCUGGUGUGUGGACAGUAGAGGACAGGAGAGAGCGGGAACCAGAACUCCACCUGGAGCCCCAGUAAUAAACUGUGAUGAGCCUGAGCAUCCCAAGACCCAGUGUGAGCAGCACAGAGACAGUCUUCGUAGCAGAGAUGGUGAUGUUCCUCUGACAGGAGCCUUCAUCCCUCAGUGUGAUGAGGAGGGUCAGUACAGGUCCCAGCAGUGCCACGGGUCCACAGGUCACUGCUGGUGUGUGGACAGUAGAGGACAGGAGAGAGCGGGAACCAGAACUCCACCUGGAGCUCCAGCAAUAAACUGUGAUGAGCCUGUUCGUCCCAAGACCCAGUGUGAGCAGCACAGAGACAGUCUUCGUAGCAGAGAUGGUAAUGUUCCUCUGACAGGAGCCUUCAUCCCUCAGUGUGAUGAGGAGGGUCAGUACAGGUCCCAGCAGUGCCACGGGUCCACAGGUCACUGCUGGUGUGUGGACAGUAGAGGACAGGAGAGAGCGGGAACCAGAACUCCACCUGGAGCCCCAGCAAUAAACUGUGAUGAGCCUGAGCGUCCCAAGACCCAGUGUGAGCAGCACAGAGACAGUCUUCGUAGCAGAGAUGGUGAUGUUCCUCUGAUAGGAGCCUUCAUCCCUCAGUGUGAUGAGGAGGGUCAGUACAGGUCCCAGCAGUGCCACGGGUCCACAGGUCACUGCUGGUGUGUGGACAGUAGAGGACAGGAGAGAGCGGGAACCAGAACUCCACCUGGAGCCCCAGCAAUAAACUGUGAUGAGCCUGUUCGUCCCAAGACCCAGUGUGAGCAGCACAGAGACAGUGUUCGUAGCAGAGAUGGUGAUGUUCCUCUGAUAGGAGCCUUCAUCCCUCAGUGUGAUGAGGUGGGUCAGUACAGGUCCCAGCAGUGCCACGGGUCCACAGGUCACUGCUGGUGUGUGGACAGUAGAGGACAGGAGAGAGCGGGAACCAGAACUCCACCUGGAGCCCCAGCAAUAAACUGUGAUGAGCCUGAGCGUCCCAAGACCCAGUGUGAGCAGCACAGAGACAGUCUUCGUAGCAGAGAUGGUGAUGUUCCUCUGAUAGGAGCCUUCAUCCCUCAGUGUGAUGAGGAGGGUCAGUACAGGUCCCAGCAGUGCCACGGGUCCACAGGUCACUGCUGGUGUGUGGACAGUAGAGGACAGGAGAGAGCGGGAACCAGAACUCCACCUGGAGCUCCAGCAAUAAACUGUGAUGAGCCUGUUCGCCCCAAGACCCAGUGUGAGCAGCACAGAGACAGUCUUCGUAGCAGAGAUGGUGAUGUUCCUCUGACAGGAGCCUUCAUCCCUCAGUGUGAUGAGGAGGGUCAGUACAGGUCCCAGCAGUGCCACGGGUCCACAGGUCACUGCUGGUGUGUGGACAGUAGAGGACAGGAGAGAGCGGGAACCAGAACUCCACCUGGAGCCCCAGCAAUAAACUGUGAUGAGCCUGUUCCCCCCGUCCCGCGUCCAGAGACCGUCUGUGAGCGCUGGAGAGCGAGUCUGUUGGAGCAAUAUGGAGGCCAGCCGGGUUCCCACCAUUAUCUACCUCAGUGUGACUCUUCUGGGGAGUUCAAUCCAGUUCAGUGCUAUGGAGACAGCAGCUACUGCUGGUGUGUGGACCAAAACGGACGGGAAGUACCAGGAACCCGCUCACACGAUGCUGUGAAACCUGCCUGUAUACCUACUGUGGCCCCUCCUACCAUGCACCCUCUGCCACGCCCCGAUGUGACCCCGCCUCCAACAGGCACGUUCCUGCUCUAUGCCCAGGGCCAGCAGAUUGGAGCUUUGCCGCUCAAUGGCACUCAAAUGGACAAGCAGAGAUCUUCAGUUCUGCUUGCUCUACAUGGCUCCAUAGUAGUCGGCAUUGAUUAUGACUGCAGAGAAAGAAAAGUUUAUUGGACGGAUCUGGCUGGACGGACAAUCAAUAGAGCCAGUCUGGAACCAGGAUCAGAACCUGAGAUUAUCAUCAACACAGCUCUGACGAGUCCAGAGGGUCUUGCUAUAGAUGUCGUCCGUAGGAAACUGUUUUGGGUGGACAGCACAUCAGAUAAGAUCGAAACGGCGAAUCUUGAUGGAAGUGACAGACGUGUUCUGUUUGACACAGACUUAGUAAAUCCCAGAGCCAUCAUCGUGGACUCCACUACAGGAACACUCUACUGGACUGACUGGAACCGAGAAGCUCCUAAAAUCGAGAGCUCCUCUGUGGACGGACAAAACCGAAGAGUCCUGGUACAGAAUGGGAUUGGACUGCCCAAUGCUUUGACCUACGACUCCACCACACGCCAGGUCUGCUGGGCCGAUGCAGGAACCAAGCGCCUGGAGUGUAUAUCGCCUAAUGGGACAGGGAGACGUGUGGUCCACAGUAACCUGAUCUACCCCUUCAGCAUGGUCGCCUUCACCAAUCACUACUAUUACACAGACUGGAGGAGAGAUGGGGUCAUCGCUCUCAAUCGAGAUAACCAGUCGACAGAUGAGCACUUGCCUGAUCAGAGGUCUCAUUUGUAUGGCAUUACAGUUGCUCCUCCACACUGUUUAUAAGGGAGACGCUAAUGACAGAGCCAGCGUUACAUGGUGCUAUUUUGGGCUGUGGGAAUCGCGGCGGAGACGUGGAGAGAGCCAUCGCAGGACCCGCAAGUCUCGACCAACAUCACCGUCGAUGCCAAAGUGCAAAUUUACAAACAUGAAAGCGUGAAGAUUUACUCAAAAUAGUUUUGUAAAUUUGUUUUAUACCUCAUUUUUUUCUUUCUACUGUACUUUUGUAUGUGACUUUUUGUUAAAAAACAAAACUAACAAAUUAAAAAAAAAAAAAAAAAA